Molecule: messenger RNA, 4248 nt
Organism: Schistocerca cancellata (South American locust)
Lineage: Eukaryota; Metazoa; Arthropoda; Insecta; Orthoptera; Acrididae
Gene: jub
Product: LIM domain-containing protein jub
Exons: 9
Coding region: 296-2809 (837 amino acids)
Biological process (GO): cytoskeleton organization; regulation of DNA-templated transcription; positive regulation of miRNA-mediated gene silencing
Cellular component (GO): P-body; adherens junction; transcription regulator complex
Molecular function (GO): transcription corepressor activity
Source: RefSeq, a predicted model, not a curated record
UUUGUAGUUGAUGGUUUGGGCAGGUGGUUGUGUGUUUGUUUGUGAUAAGUUCUUUUUUUUUUUUCGAACAGUAGUGUUGUGGUUAAAGUGAUUGCUCUGUAUAACGGCGGCCUGCAGUAUUAAUGUUUUGACUGACCCAUUACUCAGCGGUCAAUGUCAUUGAGCGUUUGAAAACAAUAGAAAAAUGAAUAAAGCUAUGUGUUCAGCAGAAGUCAAAUGGCAAUUUGUAUCGUAGUCGUGUGAUGACAGUAUAUAAAUAUUUUUUGUGCGAAAUUUCGUGAAAUAUAAAAGCAGAAUGGAUGCGAAUUUGAGCAAAUUGAAUCACUUGCGCAUCAGUGACAAUACGAUUAGCGCCCCUCAAGAAAUUGACAGAAGCACUCAUAGGGUUGUGGCAUCUGAGUCUGGUUAUGGACGUAUUGUGCCAAAGUCGGUCGACAGUCAAGGGAAGUCCCUGUCUAGUUCGGCAAUGUGUGGUGUUGGUGUUUCUGGAACGCCUGCCGGCUAUGAAGUGAUGACAUCGGGAUCAAGAUCUCUUCCUUCUAGUUCUGUGGCGUCGCCAAUCAAGAGUGCUGGACGUCACCAUGAUGCUGGUAAACAACGUUCUGUCGGUGCCAUAGAAAGUUUUGUUGUUGAAGGCUCUGGGAAUACAAAUGUUAAGGCACAGCCAACAGACUAUAAAAUAUAUGAAAGAGGCAACAUCAUUGCAGCAUCAAAAUUUGCAACUCCAAAACAGGUUGAGACAAUAGCCUCACUCUCAGGUACCAAGACAGAAAAUUCGGCUCCCAUGCGAACUCCCCAGAUUACUGAUAAUACUCCAUCUGAUUCUUGCAAGUAUUAUACAACUAAUAAAUUGACUAAUAGCCCAACCCAUAGUCAUAGUGGUUCUAGUAAGGAUUCACAACAGUCAAACAGCCCUCGCAGUAGCAUGGUAUGCCCUGGACAAGGAUUUGCUAAUGUGUCCACACCUUUGUAUGAAAAUUUGGAAUACUACACUUCUGGCCGGAAUGUGCCAGCAGGACCUUAUUACCAUCAGAUGUCUCCACACGUAGGAAGUUCUCAUUCCAGUUUUGGCUCUCAGGACUCGAAGCAUUCCAGCCCAAGGGCUAGUAUAGCGGAAGGUGUUUUACAGUAUGAAUCAAAUUACCGAAAAGCCCAACCCCAGGUUCCAACUGGUGGUAGGUAUGCAUCUCUUUCUGGGGUGUCAAAUAAGGAGUAUCCUCCCUAUGAAGCACCCCCAGUUUAUGAGAAUAUCCAAGACCUCGGUCUGUCAAACGCACCCUCAUUAAGUAAAUCUGCUUUAAAUUAUGAACCAGCAAAGCCGGGGCCUCAAGUGGCAGUUUCUGCAGAUCAGAGAUUGCAUGGAAACCCUUCAACAAAACAUUCCUUGAACUUUGUUCCUCCUAUGACAGUUGCAAGGCCAGGAGCAACUAGUCCAGCAACAUCACAACCCGUUUCACCUAGAACGAACAAUCUCCCUCCACCACCACCAUACCCUGGUAGUGCAGCAUCCAAUGUGGGUGGUGCCAUGACCUUAAAUUCUCCAGCAGGUCAAUCGCAACCAUCAGGUAAUGCCAAUGUUCCACCUUAUUCCAGCAAUUCAUCAGAGGGUUCUCAUAACAAUCGUGCCAAUAUUCCUUCUCGAAACUAUGGAAGUAAUGCUGCUAAUGCUCCACUAUCUUCAGGCGAAGCAAUUCGUACUAUGUCACCAAACACAACAUAUGUCCCUGCAACAUCAAACAUUCCAUUAGGUGUUCCAUCAGCAUUGAAAUCUAAUUUGAAAAAUCAUACUGGAAAUUCUUAUUCUGCAACUAGCAAACCAAAUGUAAAUGGUAACGGUGAUUAUGUUGUAAUGACUGGGAACAGUGGUCAGGUGGCACCGGUACAGCUUGCAACUAGUUAUCAGAGGGGCACGUCAUCUGGUGUUGCGAAUGCAGUGUAUGUCAGUAUGGGACCCUCACCACCAGCUGAAGUUCAGUCUUCAGGCCCACAGAAGCAGCAGAGUAAUUCACCAGCAACAAAUAAAACAAAACCGCUGAUGGGAAAGACACUUUUGCCUUACAGUGUCACACCACCACGACCAAUGGGUCCAACAGAAGCUGAGAAGAAAAUUGAAGAGUUGACACGCCAGUUAGAGGAAGAGAUGGAGAAACAAGAAGAAGAAGGGGAGUAUUUUGGUAUAUGUCACACAUGUGGUGAAAAAGUAACUGGAGCAGGCCAAGCAUGCCAAGCCAUGGGUAACCUUUACCACACAAACUGUUUCAUUUGUUGCUCAUGUGGUCGUGCUCUUCGAGGGAAAGCAUUCUACAAUGUUCACGGACGUGUUUAUUGUGAAGAAGAUUACUUGUACUCGGGCUUCCAACAGACAGCUGAAAAAUGUGCUAUCUGUGGUCAUUUAAUAAUGGAGAUGAUCCUGCAGGCUAUGGGAAAAUCAUAUCAUCCUGGCUGCUUCAGAUGCUGCAUCUGCAAUGAGUGUUUGGAUGGUGUUCCAUUUACAGUGGAUGUUGAUAACAAGAUAUAUUGUGUUAAUGACUACCACAGGAUGUUUGCUCCCAAGUGUGCGGCAUGUGGGAAAGGAAUAACACCUGUUGAGGGUACAGAAGAGACAGUAAGGGUUGUGUCUAUGGAUAAGGAUUUCCAUGUUGAUUGUUACAUAUGCGAGGAUUGUGGUAUGCAGCUUACAGAUGAGCCAGAUAAACGUUGUUACCCACUGGAUGGUCACUUGAUGUGCAAGUCGUGUCAUAUUCAGCGCUUAAGUCACCAACCGAGGCAACUUCAGGGAGUUCCAGCAAGUUAUCAGUAUCUGGGUUAAAGUACACACUGUGUACCCAUUUUAUGGAAUGUUGAUUUUACAUCCAAUUUCCUUCAGUCUGAUGCAGAAGAAAAGCACAGCUGCCCAGAUAUUUCAUUGUACGAUAGCUACGUGGCUUAAGUAUAAGUGUUACACUUUUUGUGAAAAUAUUCUGUUAAAAUAUUUUUAGUGUAAAACUUGGACAGAACCUGAGUCUAGAGUGCUCUAAAAAUGAAUUUUGUACCACUUUUUUUAAAAUUAUGUAACUUGUGCAUGCAUGUGUGUGCGUGUGUGUGUGUGUGUGUGUGUGUGUGUCUCCUAGUGUCAGAAAUUGUAUUGCACAAGGGGGGAUUAGUGAAGUUCCUCCAGUAAGUCAUACCAUUGGGUGACCUACAGCUCACUCUUUCAGACUACAAUAAAUUAUGCAUUAAACUACCAUUACAGAUGUACCUAUAAUCAUUACUUAUCUUAGGACAUUCAGAUAGCCCAUACUGAUGCAUAAAAGGCCCUAUGAUUAUAGUCAUUUAUGUAACAUUCCUUAUCCAGUUAUCUACAAUACAUGUGGAUAGGUUUUUUAGACCAUCAUGUAAAUAAACGGAUUUGUCAGGGAUCUUACAAUUAGUUGAGCAACAGGCAGAUCUGUGGGAAGCAGCUGCCAACAGCACGAUAAAGACACAUGUGAUAUAACCUACACCAGCUGAGGCUGCAUCAUCACUUGAUUUUGCAGGAUACAGUUUUGAAGAAGUGACAGAGGUAUUAGAUUACAUUACUUGGACAUUUGUAGUUUCCACUUUUCUCUUUAAUCAAUGGAAAAACUGUUUCAGCAUGGGAUACAAUUCUCACUGCAGAUGCUCUAGUUAUAGCCUUCAGAAUUUACUUGUUUCAACCGAGCAAUUGCUGUGUUGCUUCAUAUUGGCAAUACACAUUUUCUUUCAUACUGCUGUUCCUUAUUGUGUCUGGUAUGAAUAUUCUAAAGUUUGCAGGAGCACUACCAGCCUUGAUUUCUACAUCAAUAUUGGUUUGGAAAAUUUCUCUUUCACACUUCAGGAAGUAGUACCACAUACUGUUAAGACCAUUCUUUCAUGUUACACCUAUUGAACCCAACUUUAUUUUAUGAAGGCCAUUAAUGGUCUGGCAAAUUUAAAUACAAUCAGUACAGCAAAAAAUUUUGGCAUUUACAAAUUAAAAAGACUGCCCUGUACCCCAUAAUAGAUAAGAUUUUCAUAUUGUUGUGUAAGGAAUGAUAAAAGGAAUGUUUACUUUUACUGUAAUAAACACAUGUAGAAUCUAAUUCACUGUAGUCUGCUAUAGCAAGUAAGGCUGAUUAAAUUUUUUGCUUAACGCAGCUACGGAGUAUGUUCUACCAUGAAGUUUUAAAGAAAUUGUUGGUCUGUUUAAAGAAAAAAAAAAAACUGCCUAUGUCUGUACAAUUAUUGAAAACACUAGACUCAGUAUAUAAA